Ectocarpus siliculosus is the source of this 6057-nucleotide messenger RNA. The record is from the annotation of a GenBank genome assembly. NCBI's taxonomy places the organism in Eukaryota, Phaeophyceae, Ectocarpales, Ectocarpaceae.
AUGACUUCUGUCUUGGGAUCAAAGACGACCACCGCGCAUGAUGAUACGAGGGAGUUUAUCCGUGGGCUGGAGAUGACGGCACGGAAGGUUCUCACGAACGCCAACAAAAAACGCAUGCAAGAGCUUCAGCGCCAGCAGAACUUGGCAAGGAGGCUUGGGACUAACGCGGAUGUCGAUCCGCCAAAAAAGUUCGUGAUCGAGGUUCCACCUGAGACCGAGGAAUGGGGCGACCAACUGGCCUCCAAAACAAUGGAAAUAGCCCCCAGUGGAAUGGUGGUUGGGGUCAGGGCGACACGGCGACCUUCGCGACAUCGCCGGCUCGACGGCUCAGAAGCAGCUGGCUCGAGUUUUCCAGCGCUGAGCGAGGGUGGGACAAAUGCCGCCGAAGGGAGUGAUGCGGGAGGCAGGGCCGGAAUGGCAGGCCGGAGGUUACCACAAAUAAGCCGCCGCGCCGGUGGUCUGACGCUUAGCGCUCCUGGUGCCGGCCAAGCACGCAGCGGGACUGGAGACGGCGGCGAAGGGUCGGCGGCAAAUGGGGCCAAAGGAAUGACCCGGACAGUUGUCCCCGUGGCCAAGAUAGAUGGUCGCUUGACAGUCAGUCCUUUAUUUUCGGUUUCAAUGGCGGAGCUCACGAAGCCGCCGAGAAGAGCUUCCAAUCAGGAUGAUGAUCCGCUCGCCGGUGCCGGAGGCGGUGGGGAAGAUGAGGAGGAGGCCGGGGGCAUUGCCAACAUGCGAGUUGUCAACGCCUCGAAGGUGAUCGGAAAAGGCCGAUCAGCCGGGAAAAGCCCCCACGCCACCAGGAAGCCGAAGAGGGUCAAGGGCGCGGCAGAGACGGAGGGUCAGGGAGUGACGUCAUGGUCCUCGGAUGACCUAAGGGUCAAGUACAGGGCCGAGCGGGAGAGGGAGGAGGCGUACCAGGCGUUCCGCCUCGAGGAGCAGGUUUCGGAAGCGCUCGAGAAGGACUACGGCCAAGUCGUCGCGGUGCCAGAGGUGGACCGGCACCCCCUCUACGUCGCCUACUACAACCAGCUGGAGCGAGAGAACACCCGCUGCCUGCUCCGCGCGAGCGCUCGCAACAAGAUGAAGCGCUUCAUCACCGACGUGCACACGGUGUGGCUCACCAACCUCGCCCACCACCCGGAGUUUCGUCGGAUGGUUCGCGGAGCCGCCGUCAGCCAAGAAGAGGGCGGUAUCGGUGCCGUUGAUGGUGGCGGUGUUCUUAGCGGUGGCGGCGAUGGUGGCGGUGGCGGCGGCGGCGGGGGUCAUAGUUACGGCAACGAAAUCGACCAACUAGAGGCGACGACUCCGGGCGCAAACCCGUCACGCAGGGGGCUGGAUGGCGGACGGGAUAGCGUCGCUAUCGCCGCGUCACAGUCGCAAAUCCAGUCCGUCCAGCCCAAGCGCGCUUUCCGAGGAGCAUUUUUCUACUCUGGCGCUGCUCAGGACUCCUCGUCAUGGCCAGGACAGCUAACUUCUGAAACCGCCACAAGCUCAAACCAGCUAGAGGGACAACAGUCGGCAGGGACUCGAGGGGGGGCGACUCAAUUAGCGGCACAUAACUCUCUGACCGACGACGGCGCAGAGGGUGGGGAUUCGCCCGAGCUUCCGCCCGCGCCGCAUGCGUCACCGGCGCUGGCCGUCCUAGCCUCGGAGAGACGGCGCCUUGCCACCGUUUCAACCGGUGGCGCUGGCAGUACUAGACGGCGAAGCGUUGGUGGCGGUGGAGGUGGCGCCUCGAGACGCAGGAGUGCCACAGGCGGCGGGGGGGAUGCAGGUUCCUGGCUCGACAUGUCCACGAGAGUGCUCCGUGUGCUUCGGUUUGCACCUCCACCGCCGCCUCUACCGCCACCAGGCAUGGAAUUCACACCAGGCGAGGAUGGCGGCCCCGCUGACUAUACCGAUCUAGAGCCUCCAGACAAGAGCGAUGGAACGUUAGUCGCUACAGCACGGGAAGACCACAGAGGGGACAAAACUGGACUGAUAGACCAAGCGGGACUUGCAUCACAGGGGCAGCCGUCGCGGCCGCCGCCGCCGCCAGAAGCUACAUGGAUGAUUUCGAGUUAUCAUCCAUACGACGGGUCGGAAACCCGAGUGAUGGUCGGGGACGUGGCGGUGGCAAAGGUUGUAGGAGACGCACUCUCCGCGCACGGCCCUUUGUCGACGGCGGGAAUGUCCCUUUCGUCGCCGGGGGCUGUGGACGCUGCCUCAGCGUCGUCAAAGCAGAAGAGAGGGGAGGUAGAAAGCGGACGAGCAACCAUUCCAUCAGGAAUCGAAUCCGCGGAGAAAGGAGGGCUAGGAAGGUUGCUGGUGCUGCGGAAGGGUGUUCGGGUCCCCGUGCUGGAUGACCAUGGUGGAGUCACCCGGAAAGUGUUAUCGAUAGUAGAGUUGCGGUUACGGCUUGGGUCGGUGUCAUCGAUGUUGUUAUCGUCACACUUACAGUCCAUUCUGGCGUCGCUACGCGACACGAUCAGCUUCUGUCCUAGUCCAACAGACAGGCAUGUCCCUUCGAUGCUCAGAAUCCGGUCGAACACAAAAAACAAAACUCAGGUGUUUGCCUCGUCGGCUUCCUCGGAAGGAGGAAAAACGCCUCCCAGCGUUGCCGACACCCCCAUCGAAGACGGCGCGAAGGUAGCAGCCAUGACCGCGGGCAACGUCCUGCUAGAGGUCAUCGCGUACCCAGCGGGCCUCUCUGCUGCCCCGGAGAUGGAUGGUCGACAGGAGGGGCGAGAAAGCCUUCGGCGCGAGGGCAGGCGGCGCGUGAUCCUGACGGCGGAGAGCUUGUGGCAGCGGCGACGAUGGCGACGGUCGCUGCGCCCGGGCGCUGCCUUGCCGUGGGACGAGCCUCCGCCUGAGGGGAGACCUACCAGCUGGUUGCCACGACCUGGUAAGCAUGACGAUGACGGUUCUCCUCCGAUCGAAGAAAGACGAAAUGCCGCCCGUCAGCAGGCUGAGCGGGAAGGAGAGGAGGAAAGGUGGCCUGUGCCGGAGUCGAUUCAAGGAGGAGAGGGGGCAACCGCGAGUGAAGGAGGGGACGGCGACGCGGUGAGGGAGAAAAGUGCACACCAGCAGGCUCUUGAUGAUCUUGUGGACAUGGUUGCGUUUGGACCACAUCCGGAGAAGACUGACGAGUGCCAAGGCCUGUCUUCUAUGGCCAUGCCACUUGUUCUGGUGCCAGCGCAAAGUUUUGGGCCCGAGGGGCAAAGAGAAGCGGUGGUAGUACCUGGAAGAGAAUCAGCUCCAGGUUGCUCUGCUACGUCUAUGGCGGUGGAUGGGUUGGCGGUGGCUUUGUUGGCGCAGGAAAGCAGGGCGGAAAUUCUGCUGUCUCUCGUGCGCCUGGGGAGCAGCGGCGGGCGGGGGCGAUCUUCCGCCAUAUCAGUGGAAGGCAUUCCUAGCACGUCCAUCACUCCCGACAACGCGGAGCAAAGCCUGGCUGAAACGUGGGAAGAAGAAGCCGACAGGGUAGAGCCGCUUUCUAUGCGAGUCAGCGGGCGAAGAGGUCACAGUCGAGAGGUACCCGGCACCUGCAAUAUCGGGAAAAUGGGGGUUACCUUCCACUAUCCUCAGGCGUCCGAGCGCACAAGAGCUGUCGCAUCGUUUUUUCGCGACGCGUCCAAGUCCUCGAGCGACUCGGUUAUGGUGGUGGUCGCGCUCGCCCUGGACACGCCGAAGCUCACUCCUCUGGUGAUCGCGUGGGAGCGAGAGCCGUUCGAGCCGGAACCCGCUCCCGACGAGGACGCCCUGGAUGUCGUGCCCCGAGUCAUGAUCCCGCCGGGAGUGGUUCUUGAGGAAGGGGUCGUUUCCGACCUCGGCGGCCACAUCGCGCCGGACGCCAUCAUCCUCACCAAAGCGGAAAAGAAGGUCGAUUUUUCUCCGCCGGAGGCCUUGGCGGGGGACAGGAGGGGUGGGGGCGGGGCGGCAGUGAAGCGUAGCCGCAAGGCCAGGAAAGAGCAGGAAUGGGUCCGACAUCGCAGAGACUGGGAAGAGGUGGACGAGAAGGGGUUUAGAAGGUAUGCUGUCUAUCAACUUUUGGAGCCCGACGGGUACAUGCAGACCCUGGGAUUCGGGGUCACGAAGCGGGCGGCCUUGCCCAACACCGCGGCGGUGUGCGGGCGCAGCACCUUUCACUCUGAGCAGCGGUGCACGGAGCAGCUCUGCAGACAGAGGACCGCCAAGGACUACGCGUACGUUUCUGCGAAUGACCAACACCGCGGCCCGAGCGAUCCCGGAAGCUACUCCGUGUCGUGCAAGCACGAGCGGAUGGCCGCCCUGCUGCGCACGGGCCUGGAGCGCUACAACGCCGAGAUGGCCAGGGUGGCUGUGGAGAGGGAGCGGCAGGCCAAAGAUGCCGCCCUACAGGCCAAGGUGGAAAUUGGCAAGGCACGGCUGGCGGACCGGAGAGCUAGGGAGGAUGCCGCCACUCGCUCGUUGGCGCGAAAGACGGACGCCCAACACCUUAAAAUAUCCGCCGGGGCGGAUCGAAGCCGCCACAAGUGGGAGCUGCGGAUGCAAGACUCGCACAUCGUGGAAACUCGGGGGUCUUGGGAGCAGCGCAAGGACUUAGGGGGCAGCGUGUUUUACUUCUGCAAGUCUGAAGAGGGCCUCCCGGAGCCAUUCAGCUGGGACCCUCCCGAGUGCUGGGGUGAGUCAGACCCGUCAGUGUUGGCAUUGGAGGGAGCCGCAGCCGCAGAAGGGGAAUCAUCGUUGGGAGGGGAGAGCUCAACUGGACCUGGGGGUAGUCUUGCACCCGAAGGUCCUCUCGCGGAGCAACUGUCGAGCAGCUUGCGCACACUAGGGUUUGACCCAGACCAAUCAGGUGGCGGUUACACCAACAACGGAGGAGGGCAUGACGGCGACGCAACUCCUCGACAGCUCACCGAAGAAGAGCAGCUCUCCCUGGCGGUUACCCGCCUGGCCGGGAACGAGAAGCUGCUGGAGGCGCUGGCCUGGCGGCUGGGGAUACCGCUGGCCGACGUGAGGCCUGAUGGCCGAGAGCCACCUCUCGCCCGAGACGACCAAGAAGACGAGGAAGAACUGGACGAGAACAGGGAGCAAAUUGAGCUCGGAGAACACGACGAUGCUUCGGAUAGUGAAGGCGAGCGGGGCGACACGAGAGAAUCACCGGGGCCACUUCCUCAAGAUCACACCGACCUUCGCCGGAUGCGGGUGGCAGAGCGAAGAAGAAAGGCCCAGGCGGACAGGGGACACGGCCACAAACAGCCCAAGCAUUCCAUCGUACCGCGUCUGCCACUCACCGACGAGUCGCAAGGCGGUAGAGCCGUAGGCCUGGAGGGCGAGAUCGGGGGACUUGGAUGGAGGCGUUUGGCUAGGGCUGACCUCGGGCAAAAGUUCUUGGAGAGGGUCGUGAACCCGAGGAUGGAAGGACCGAGUCCAGAGGCCGUUAACACCAGCCCAAAGCCGCGGCCCUCGUCUACAACCGACCCUUCGAACGCCACAAAACGUUCCGAGGACUGGUCCGUGCCGGUGGAGGCAAUGUUCGUUGGGGAUGUCGUGGCGGAACACGCCAGGAUCUUGCAUGAGGCAGAGAGGCGCAUGAAGAAGGAGGAGCUGGUUGACGACAGCUCCUCGGCGGCGUUCGACGCGGCGAAAUUCGCCGCCAAUGGACCACAGGAGUUCACCACGAUCGAGAGACGACUAAUGGCGCUAGCCGAAGACGACGGUCGUAACAAGGAGGAGAUUGAGGAAGAGGAGAACAAGGCCAAGGCUGUCAUCGCUGCGAAGACAGGAAAUCUUUCGGAACUGGAGGGGCUUCUGUACGAGAACGUGCCGCCGGACACGAAGGACUCCAACGGCAACACGCUGCUGCUCCUGGCUGCUCAGCAGGGGAACAAGCGCAUCGCCAAGUUCCUGCUGAGGAAGGGCGCGACGAUGAACCUUCAAAACAUGGACGGCCACACGGUGCUCCACUUCUGCUACAGUCACGGCCACCAGGACCUUGCGAAUUACCUGAAGACCAAGGGCGCGGACGAUUCCUUGCUUAACAGCGAGGGUCUGACGUGUUAUGAGGGUCUCCAAGCGGAUCGAGUUGCGAAUAUAUAA